Dreissena polymorpha is the source of this 9904-nucleotide messenger RNA. RefSeq names its product alpha-(1,3)-fucosyltransferase C-like. Lineage: Eukaryota; Metazoa; Mollusca; Bivalvia; Myida; Dreissenidae. The coding region runs from base 3167 to 4588 and encodes 473 amino acids. The transcript is spliced from 5 exons. Gene Ontology annotation, cellular component: membrane. The record is from RefSeq and is a predicted model, not a curated record. Gene Ontology annotation, molecular function: alpha-(1->3)-fucosyltransferase activity.
GUUUACAUAAAUUAUGACAAACAGGGGUUUAUUACAAAUGUUUUAAAGUAAGAAAUAAAAAGUAAAAGGCGUCAUGACAACGAAAUUUUUAAGAAUUGUUUUAAAGAAUUUUACGUAGUUAGGUGUUAAAGAAAUAAUUAAUCGUGUAGGGCGAAAUUAUGCAAGUAUCAAAAUCAAUGCAGUUAUUCAUUGAUCAGUAUUUUUUCUAAAAUAUCGGUAAAUUGAGAAUAAAAUAAAUGAAUAAGAAAGUAUUUGAAAUUUACAUAAUUUUAUGAGUUAUAGAAAUACUGAAAUUAAAUGCGCACAGAUAAUUGAGGGUAUUUAAAGAAUUUUCUAUAUUUUUUGUAUUAUUAGAAUAUAUAAUUAUGUACGGAAACAUUUUUGCAUAAUAUAAAUACAUUUGUAAUUGAUGGUAUUUUUUUAAAUUGUUGAUAUUUUAGCAAGUCGUCAUGAAAUUAGAACGUAUGAGGAAAUGAGAAUAUUUGAAGAAUGUUUCAUUAAUUUGACAUUAUAGGAAUACGGAUAUAUGAGGCGUUAACAUUUUUAUAAUUAAGGAUUUUUGAAGGCAGUUUAAUAUUUUGAUAUUAUAUUAAAGGAACUUAUAAGGUAGGAAUAAACAUUAGAGAAUAUCCGAUUUUGACAUCAUUUUAUAUAAGAUAUGAAAUAGAAAACUGCACAUAAAUGGUAACUUAGAGAGGUACACAAAAAAUCAGUAUACUUUACUAAUUGUAUAUGGUUUUAUACAUUAAUAGAAUAAAGAAAUAACUAGGGUAAGCACAGUAAUAAGAAAAAUAAUGUUGAUUGCGAAUAUGAAUAGGGCAGACACACACAAAAAAUAUUAUGUAAAUAUGUGUAUACGUAAUUGUGUUUAUUGCAAAUGUAUGUAGAGUAUCGGUAAUAUUGAAGGUCUUGAGUAAUUUUAAGUAAGAAUUUAAUGUGUUCUGUCACGAAUACUGUGCAGUUAAAAUAUACUGAUAUAUGCGCAUUAAAUUUCUGUUAUUGAAUAAACUCUAUAAGGUACAUAGAGGUUUAUGAGAGCCUAUCAUUUGCGAAAUGAUGGAAGCCUACCAUUUACUCAUGGUGGAAGAAUACUUAUUGUAUUAGAUUUAUGGGAUUAGUUCAUUAGGAGAACAAGACUUGAAAUUUGAAGUAUACCGAUAAAUGUUCUGGUAUUAUGAAUGCAUAUAUAAAAAAGUCUGCCCUUUUCAUAAAAAAUUUCACAAUUGUUUAGAGCGACGCGCGUAUUUAAGAGCGCCCAGGUACAUAUGUCGAUAGAAAAUGUCAUUAAGUGCAUAAUGAUACACGGGAGAUUAGUGAUUUUAAGAUACGAACGCGAUACGUCUGUUUAAAGUGCAAUACCCUAGGUAAAUAAAGUAGCGCAUACCUGUCACAAAUUUACUGAUAGCACGUACGUAAAAUAUCGAGCUGUUAUGUAAUGUUUAAAGGAGUGUUUCGAUAGUAAUUGGUGUAAUAAAGGUUGUAUUUACUAAGGCGUUCUAUUAAGUUGUCAUGACGGUAUUUAAGAGGAACUUUAGGGGAUAUUUAUAAAUGUUUGCCAUGAUUUUGAACAACUGAUACUUGUGUCACCACAACGCAGAUGAAAGAUCGAGAUUUGAAGACAACGCCGAAGAAGAGCGACUUCGCGAGACAACGCCUUCCUCAACGAAUAGAAGAAACAAACAACAUGAUUAGGAUGGAACAUCACGGCGUUUACUCUCAAAGUGAAUACCUGGUUCUAUCGCUAAAAGAGGACCAACGCCAGAAGAUUUCGAAGGACACCAAGUGACGCAACACUGGACACAAUACUUGUGACGUUAAACACUAUAGAGUAGAUGCAGCCGUUUAACUGUUUGACGUGCGUAGAUAACGCAUUUGGAAUGAUACUUCCGAGGCCUAAGACAUCAAGGAGAACACUGCUAUAGUUAAUACCUCGUGAGCAUUAUGGACAAAGAUCUUAAUGUCCCGAGAGAAAUGAAGACGCUGGGGCAAUCAACAAAAGUACAAACGACAACGAAAACAACAACAGCGAUGAAUACAACGGAAACGACAAUCGACGACGCAAGUUAAACAUCGGAAAGCAGAGCUGAAUCAACAAACGCAUUCCAAUCGCCACGGACGAACCUACAAUCGGCUUAUCUUCAGGACGGCGGCAAUGACAUUAAAUAAACAUCGUAUUCGCCACGUGACGACUUCAACACUACAUGGACGACACCAGACGUAUUGAAGGCCAACGACCAACAGAUGAUGUACUCCGCUACAUACCGAUUGACAUUUAUAUUGUGUAACAUAACUUAUGUUAUCUAUUUCAGCAGAGACGCUUGUAAAAUAAUAAUAAUAAUUUUUUUUUUUAAAUCAUAAAUAUUUUUUUGAAUAUCAUAAAAUAUUUAAAAAAAUAAAAUAAGGGGAAAGUUGUGUCAUGUAACAGCUUUUAACAUAUCGUUUAUUCUCAUGAGUUUAUUCUUAUGAUGGAAAUUAAUAAUGGGAUAUUUCAAUAAUAUGUAUAUGCAAUGUUAAGAUGAAGUUUGAGAAUUUAAUAAUACAUCCAGGGAGGUAUUUGCAAAACUAAGACCUGAUUUAAGAUUUAUUUAAAGUAAGAACGCAAAUACGUUUACACUCAGGCUGGGGUAUAAUUGGAAUCAAUAAAAUGGAAAGUCAGACCUGAUUUAAGAUUAAAUCCAAAUAAGAACACAAUGAGUCCAGAGUCAGCAUAUAGAUACGAGAUUAUAAGUAACACGCAUGGUCAACAAACAGCAAAGAUGAAAAGGUCACCUGUUGUCUGGGGUACAAAAGUUAUAGUACUGACGAACGUAACGGGAUUAUUCUAAACCAAUAUAAAUUGAUUAGAUUUUAGUGCAUAUGGCAAGCAAGUAAAUACAUGAAUAGAUUGUUCCUUCUAGAACAUUCUAAUAAGUCAACCAAUCCGUAAUAAGCCCAGACCUUGGUGACCAAUGGAAAUUACAAGUAGAUUUUAUGUAAAUUAACCUGGGGAUAAAAUGCAGUGUUUUAGUUAGUAGUGGGGAUUAUGCGGUUAGAUUUGAAAAGAAUUUGGAGAGUUGUCACGUCUUCUUGACGUGGCAGCCAUGUUGGCUGCCACGCUGUAAAAUUGUAUUUCGUGUACAUUAACACGCGUUUUGUUAACAGAAAUAUUCGACAGAAAUAAAUCUCGAUGAAAACAGAAAUGAACUUUGGUUGUUACUGUGUGUUAUCAACGAACAAUGGGGGCAGUUUUGUGCGAAAUAUAAUGGGCGCUAAAAGUAAAAGUGGAACUUUUGAAACGUCAAUAUAUAAAUCGAAGAAUUUUCGUUGCUUCUCGGUGCUUUUGAUCAUGUGCUUGGUGGUGUUUUGCUACACUUUGCAGUAUACAAACUACAACAUAUUGGUGGUGACAGUUUUCAGACCCAAAGAAAAUGGAACAGUUAUCCGGGAUAUGAUCUCAUACAUUGACCAUUUUAAUUGGUCAACUUUGGCAUUGUCCGGCCUGGAAUCAACCGGGUCGCCUCCCCCAACAUCCAGUGUUCCGUUGGGAUUCGGCGCGGUAACAACGAUGCGAUCUGAAUCACCAGGACAGAAUACGUCAUUAAUAGACGUAUCCUCAACGUCAACCCAACGGGACAAUAAUAAGAAAAUUCUUUGGUUCAACAAGCCAUCUUGGAUGACAGAGCAUAUUCUAGAGAAGACGUUACAGAAUUGCGAAUACCGGAACUGUCAUACUUCGACAGACAUGAAGCUUUUUGAUACUGCGGCCGCGGUGAUCUUUACCAUUUCGAGCGGCUUGGGAAACCAACCACCUGUUACCCCUGACAAACGCAACCCUGAUCAAGCCUGGGUAUUUUUCACCCUCGAAGCCCCAUCCUACUAUGGCGGGUUAGGCCAGCCUUAUUUUGCUGAAGGAUGGGCUUCCACAAUGAAUUGGUCCAUGACCUACAUGCACGAUGCCGAUAUAUUCUUUCCAUACGGAACUCUGGAGAGACGUUCUGAUGCAUACAGUCGAAAUUACAGCGCUAUUUAUAAGAAUAAGACUAAAUUGGUAGCAUGGUUUGUCAGUAACUGCAGAACACCCGGAAGGAGGGAAGACUAUGUUCAGGAAUUAAAGAAUGCCAGUUUAGAGAUCGAUAUAUAUGGUGGAUGCAGUCAAGAGGGAUUGCAUCUUCCAAGAUUCCAAUCCGAUGAUAUAAAUCAAACAUUAAGUCAUUACUUUUUCUACUUUUCGUUUGAAAAUUCCAUUUGCGAAGAUUAUGUGACAGAAAAGCUGUUUGCACAUUAUAACUAUGACGUCAUACAAGUAGUCCGAGGUGGUGCGGACUAUAAAAGGCUACUUCCGGAAAACUCCUACAUAGAUUCCGCCAAUUUCGACAGCCCGGCUAAAAUGGUGGAAUAUUUAAAAACGUUAGCAGGCAAUAAAACGAAGUAUGUUGAAAUGUUAGCGAAGAAGCAUAGUGUUCAGUGUAACGGGAUACUUGCUGAAGACGACAAAAGUUACAGUAAAUCUUUUUGUACAUUAUGUCAAAAGCUAAACAAGUUAGAUGAAAACAAGAAAGUGUAUACGUCGAUGCAUGAUCAUUAUCGACAAGAUCGCUGCAAGUCCUGAUUCGAUUUUUUGCACUGCGGUACCCUGCUUGCCGUUUUUCAGCCUGCUAGCCGGCUUUUCGUAACGCAUUCUGGUACCCGUCUUGUCUUUAUUAGUCCGGUACCCGGCCUGUCAAUAUGCAUAGCUUAAUGCAGUCAGGUACAUGUACAAACCUUGUGUUGAUGCAAUUUGGUACCCGACUAGUCUUAAUGCAGGCUGGUACCAGGUUAGUGCUGAUGCAAUCUGGUUCCCGACUAGUCUGAAGUUAUGCCCCUUUAUUACUUUCUUUGUUUGUAGAAGAUCUCUACUUGUUUUAACAAAAUGAUUUACAAUCCGGAUUGCAUAUUGAUGACAUUGACUUGAUUUUACUUUUAUUUGCUGAUGAUACGGCUAUUGUAGGUAAAACGCCCGAUGGAAUUAAAAAUCAUUUAGAUAAUCAUCAUUAUUAUUGCAAUUUAUUGAUAUUAAAAGUUAAUACAGAGAAAACAAAAAUACAGUAUUUCGGAAAAGAUGCGGAUUAUUGCCGAAUGAAAAGUGGACCUAUAUUGAACAUGCCGUUCAAGUUGUGAAUGAUUUUAACUAUCUUUGAGCUGUUUUUAAUUAUACUGGGAGUUCCACAUUGAAUCAGGAAACUUAACGGGUACAGCAUUAAAAACAAUGAAUAUUUUAUUAUCUAAAUGUCAUGACUAUGAUUUAAAUCAAAAUAUUUUGUCAAUCUGUUUACGCAUUUGUUGGUUCCAUUUUAAUCUCUUCUUCUGAAGUUUGGGGCUAUAUUAAAUCUAAGGAAUUAGAAAGAAUCCAUGAGAAAUUUUGUAAACGAUUAUUUAAAGUUAAACUUAACACAUGUAAUGCAAGUGUCUGGUGAGCUGGGUAGAUAUCACAUGUAUAUACAUACAUAUAUAUAUAUAUAUAUAUAUAAGCAAAACUUAUUAAACGAAUACAUUUUUGUACCAUUUAAUUAAACCGUUAAAAUACAUUGAGGUUGGCAAAUGAAAAUAUCAUAAAAAUAACGUUUGGUUGUAUUUUGUAUGCUGUUAUUGCAAAUCGUCUAAUUUUGCUUAAGUGGCCCAAAUCGUCUAAUGUUGCUAAAUUGGCCGAAACGUUUCGUUUUGCAUCUACAAAAUGAAAGAAAAUUGUUGUCCUCUGUAUAUUUAUAGACCAAACAGGUUAUCAAUCUUAUAGUUCGACGAUAGCAAGACGGGAAGUUCACCGUUUAAGUCAUAUGACUAUAUGAACCUUUAGACUCAAUAAGGAUAUCACAUCUUUUUAGUUAUUAUAGCUUUACUAAUUUAUUGCAGCAAAACGCCUGUGUGAAGGCAUUUAUUCAAAGUUUAAAAUUCAAUCAGAAUUUCAAAACAGGUGCAUAAACAUUAAACCUACAGUGCAGUAUAGAAAGAGUUUAAACUUAUUCAGAAACGCCAGUGAAAAGACAACAACAUGGCUACCCAGUCUACGGCGAGUAAAGGAUCAGAUGUAUUUGUGGAUUACUGCUGUUCAUCAUGUCUAGAAGAAGACAUUCAAAUCGAGGCCUUGUUUUAUUGUAAACUGUGUUCAAAGUUUUAUUGUGAGCAAUGUUUAAAUUUCCAUAAACAACUGUUUAAAAAAACACACCACCUACGAGAGAGGGGAAUUAAAUUUGUGGCCUGUCUCGAAGGUUACGGAGGACUUUCUCGAGAAGUGUAAUGAACACGCUGACAAGAAAUUAGAACUGUUCUGCGAAGACCAUGGCCAGCUGUGCUGCAUAACAUGCGAUCUGCUAAAUCAUCGGUACUGCACUAUACCAGUACACGAUGACGGGGACACAGGUGAAAAAACUGUACGAAGAUACCACUGAUAAAUUCACAGUGUACAAGUGUGCCGUUGGCUUCGCUGGUGACAAAUUAUACGUGUCAAGCAACUCCCACCAUAAACUCCUCACCCUGGCCAGUGAUGGUACAGUUAUGUCCGAGUUAAGUGAUCCUGCACUUCAACAUCCACAUACCGUUCACGUUACUACGUACGGACAGGUUAUUGUCUGUGGGCACACGUCCAACUCUGUUAUACAGGCAGACAGCAAGGGGAAAAAGAAGAUUGCCUCUCUGUUAACACAAGAAGGCGGAGUGGUAAAACCAUCAUCCGUCUGCUACAGGCAAAACACCAUAAUUGUAGGACUAUUGGAUAAUGAUCAAAUUUUAGUUUUUACAAUCAAAAAGUAAAACAAGAGAUGUGUUUGUCAGAAACACAAUGCCCCUUAAUGCGCCGCUUUUAUUUUAUUUUUGACAUUUGACCUUGAAGAAUGACCUUGACCUUUUACCACUCAAAAUGUGCGGCUACAUGAGAUACACAUGCAUGCCAAAUAUAAAGUUGCUACGUUCAAUAUUGCAAAAGUUAUGAAAAAGGUUACAGUUUUGGGACACACACACGGACACAUACAAUGACAGACAGGCCAAAAACAAUAUACCCCCCGAUCUUUCGAUCCGGGGGCAUAAAAACAGGUUAUAAUAUGUCAUAUAUGGAAAAAAAAUUGUUGUGAAUUUAUGCCCUAGUGAAUGUUUCUAUAUAUUUUUUAGAAAUGUUAUAUCUGUUGCAUUUGAUUUAUUUCCACAAAGGUAUGGUAUCUUUAGGAAGUUCUCACAUAGUGCAUUAUGAUCGGGUAAUAAGUGUUGAAAAUGUUAAUUUAAAAAUACGUCUUUAAAUAAUAUUUUUGUCGAAUAACCCACGGUCAUGAGUAUGCGUUGGAAUCAACUCCAGACUGGUAACAAACAAAACGUAAAGGUUUCUAUAGUUUACAUUUUGUGUAAAUGCUUAUAUAUAUUGUUAAAUAAAAUAAAAUGUUUUUGUUAAAAUAUGUUAAAUCAGAACGCUACACUUUAAAGGCUGUUGCGCCAGUUUCGGCGAUUUUUGUCCUCAAUUAUAGAUAUAUUUGCAAAUUUGUCUGAAAAAAAAAUCAACAAACAAAUUCUCUAUGAAAAAUGAAAUUUAAGCAUAGGGUCACCUACCUUGUUUUGAUUUUAUUUCCCAUUGCGCAACAUGCACUUUUGUUAAUUUCAACUUGUGUCGAAACUGAAGAUAAUCACGAAUUCAAGUUGAAACUGGCAAAGUUUCAGUAGUUAGCAAGCUUAAGUACACGGACUUAUAUUGAAGAAAAGUUAUGCAAUACACAUAAAAUGAAUUGAAUUUCAACAAUGUUAAGAAAUCGUGAUUUCUAUACGACCGAUAUAACCGAUAAAAAUCUUACUAUGGUAGUCACAUAACUGAGAUUUAAAGAGUUGUAAAAAUAUAAUUGUGCCACUCUUUUAUUGUCGUCAAUUUAUGUUCUCACAAUAAAACAAGAUUGAAAAAAUAUAGGUUACCACAUUAUUUUAGAAUAAAAUUUAAUAUUUAGCAUUAACUAUAAGUCAUAGUUUACAAAAAACGAAUUUCCACCUGCUAAACUACAAAAUUGUGUGAAUUAAUGGACUUUUUUAAGAAUAAAUAUAAAACUUUUUGACGAUAUUAUAACAUUUAACAAAAAAGUAACACCCCUACCCAUCCGCAAUAGUGUUUUCGAAUUAGUGUUCUUGUUGAAGUAUUACAUCCAAAUGUUUUCUAUGUUUUUUAUUUUACCAUAUAGAAAGUACAGUUGAAAAGAUGCAAAUAAAUAUUAAGAACAUCUUUUGCUAUGAAUUCAUUGAUUUUAAAUAGACAUAACAUUGAUGGAAAAUACAUGAAAACAAGAGGUUUAACAUCACAACCAACCUACGCGCAGAGCAUAGCUGGAUCAAAUCCCUGACUUCAUAACCAAACACGUGGUGAAAUAAUUUUACCGUUGGUAUUUUUACUUUUCUUAAUUCAGGAUUUUUUUUAUUAUAAAACUAAAAUUAUACACUAUUUUCAAAAUGUAAAAGAAUACCACCAGCUGAAUUUUAUGUUCCGCGGGUUUGAUUUUGUUUAUAUGUUUAUUAUAGUUGUUUGUGUAAUUAUAUUUUCGCAAGAAGUGUAAAUUUACUUGUAUUCAUACUGGAUACGAAACUGCGUAAUUGUAGUUGUGUUAUGUAACAUUUCUAAUGUACUCACUUAUUAAAUAUAUUUGUGCAUAAUAUAUGUAAGAUAACCAAUUGCCAUUUACUGUCUGAUUGUUAAAUUUGGCGCCAAAUUUGCUUCAUGCAAAGUUCGUGAGCUAUUUCUUUCUAAUAUAAUUUAAUCAUUAUUAUGCACAUAGCAUUUGUUGAUGUUAGUUUAUUUUCCAUAAAUGCUUAAAACUGUUUGCCACUCUGUUGAAGACACACUUUGAAAAAAAUCGAUUUUUUCCUGUCUUCACUAUUUUAUGUUUACCCACCACUGUCAUGUAUUAUGUUAGAUAGGAUGUACAACUUUUACAACUGUAUAAUCUUUUUCUUUUCACAUGACCUUUUGGUAUGUUUAUUAUAACAUGAUUUAGACUGACGAUGUACUAUGUACAAGUCGUAAUAAAAUUUCUGUUCGGUUCUGUUCUUAUCUGAAAAUGUAUCGACACACCAAGUCUGGAUUAUCUUACCUAUAUAUGAACGUGACUGUCGUUGGGUAAUUGUAUUUACUCAUGUGUCUUAUCAAACAUUGGACUCUUCAAACGACAGACUUACCAAAUAUCUCUGUAAACAUUCGAUAUUUGAAAAAGCUGUCCGGGAGAGCACAUUUAUCUAUUUAAAUGUCAAACACGAUUAUAUCGUACAAUGUAAAGAGACAAAUUAAAUUGGAAGUGAACAUUAAGUCUGACAAAGUUUGUCAGUUUUAGCAUUAAAUAUUAAUGGUGACACAUCGUGAACUUAACAGGUUGACAUUUCCUUUCUUUUUUCAACCCAACUUUAAUUUAAGAAAAAUAACUUUUUGUCGAAUAAUUACAAGAAAAAACUAAGUGUUCCAUGUAGAACUACAUGCUAGGCUACACUAAUGCAUUUAUACAAAUCGAAGGAAAUAAAAAAAAAUUAUCGGGUUUAAUAUUGAUUAAAAGCUCACGAACAUGUUUUGUAUGUACGCUGUUGAUUCAUGCAGAUAAGCUUUGCAAAUAAAAGACGCUAGUCUUAUUGAUAAACGUUCAUUAUGAUAUUUAGAAGUUUAAUACAUUUAGGAGUGUUUGGUCAUAUCUAAAAACUAUAUGUUGAGAUAUUAUUUGCUGUCAUUGUGAUAAACUGGAUCACAGAGUAAACAAGGGCUGUUUGUAAAACAUGCAUGCCCCCCAUAUGGGCUGUCCAUUGUAGUGGCAGCCAUUGUGUGAAUACGUUUUUUUUCACUGUGACCUUGACCUUUGACCUAGUGACCUGAAAAUCAAUAGGGGUCAUCUGCGAGUCACGAUCAAUGUACCUAUGAAGUGUCAUGAUCCUAGGCAAAAGCGUUCUUGAG